AUGCAUGGUUCUUCAUUAGUUUUUCAUGCUUUGAAUGUUCAGGCAAUAAUAGCACUAAAGAAAGGGGCUUAUCUACUGAAGUAUGGUCGCAGAGGAAAGCCAAAGUUUUGUCCCUUUAGGCUAUCUACUGAUGAGAGUAUCCUGAUUUGGUAUUCUGAAAGAAAGGAAAAACAGCUUAAACUUGGCCAUGUUUCAAGAAUUAUACCUGGACAGCGUACUGCAAUAUUUCAACGAUACCCACGACCAGAUAAGGAAUACCAGUCAUUCUCUUUGAUUUACAGUGAUAGGUCUUUGGAUGUGAUAUGCAAAGACAAGGAUGAGGCCGAAGUAUGGUUUGUAGCUUUGAAGGCAUUGAUUUCACGUGGAAAUAUUCGGAAAUGGAGAGCAGAAUCCAUAAGAAGUGAAAGAACAUCUGAUGCAAAUAGCCCUACUACAAGUACACAAAAAAGUUCUCCAACAUUCAGUACCGACACUUUCCAUAAGGAUUCCAGAGAUCCCCAAAUUCCAUAUGAGGGCCACCCUGUUAGCAGUUUCGGGAAUUUAUUUUCUGAUGUGAUAUUAUAUACUGCACAAACCAAAAGUUCCUUUCAGCGAGAUUCAGCAAGCAAUUCUCUUCGCACAUUAUCUCUUGAAGCUGGGGAUAUCUCAAAUGGGCGUGGUUCUGCAGUUGAUGCUAUUAGACUCAGUUUCUCUAGUGCAUUAAGUUCUUCUAGUUAUGGAUCUGGAUACGAGGAGUUUGAUGCUCUAGGCGAUGUUUUCAUCUGGGGAGAAGGCAUAGGUGAUGGGGUUCUUGGAGGUGGUCAGCAUAAAGUUGGAAGUUUGUCUGUCGCUAAGAUUGAUGCCUCUUUACCUAAAGCACUGGAAUCGGCAAUGGUACUUGAUGUCCAGAAUAUAGCUUGCGGGAGUAAGCAUGCUGCAGUAGUAACCAAGCAGGGAGAGGUCUUUAGCUGGGGUGAAGAGUCAGGAGGUAGGCUUGGUCAUGGAGUAGAUGCUGAUGUCUCAAACCCAAAGCUCAUCGACACUCUGAGUGGAACUAAUAUCGAGUUUGUUUCAUGUGGGGAGUUUCAUACUUGUGCUGUAUCAUUAUCUGGGGAUCUGUACACAUGGGGUGAUGGUAUUCACAAUUCAGGUCUUCUGGGGCAUGGGACUCAUUCUAGUCAUUGGAUUCCUAAAAAGGUCAGUGGUCAACUAGAAGGUUUGCACGUCUCAUCAGUAUCGUGUGGACCAUGGCAUACAACUAUUGUGACAUCUGCAGGGCAAAUAUUUACAUUUGGUGAUGGAACAUUUGGCGCUUUAGGCCAUGGUGAUCGCACAAGUACAAACAUGCCAAGAGAAAUUGAAGCUCUGAAGGGCAUGCGUACAAUUCGCGCAGCUUGUGGUGUUUGGCACACUGCUGCAGUUGUGGAAAUUAAAGAUUCAUCUUCUGAUUCUGUCAGCUCGGGUAUAUUGUUUACUUGGGGAGAUGGAGAUAAAGGUCGACUUGGACAUGGUGACAAGGCACCAAGACUUUUGCCGGCAUGUGUAGUUUCUCUCUCUGAGCACAACUUUUGCCAGGUUGAAUGUGGGAAUGAUGUUACCAUUGUUCUUACAACUUCUGGACAAGUUUAUACUAUGGGGAGUAAUGUUUACGGGCAACUUGGGAAUCCUACCGCUGAUGGAAAGCUUCCCACUUGUAUUGAUGGAAAGCUACGUGAUAUUUUUGUUGAGGAGAUAACUUGCGGUUCUUAUCAUGCUGCACUUUUGACUUCUAAAACUGAAGUGUACACCUGGGGCAGGGGAGCAAAUGGCCGUUUAGGCCAUGGAGACAAUGAUAAUCGAAGUAUUCCAACAGUUGUUGAAGCUCUAAAAGAGAAGAAAGUUAAGAAUGUUGUAUGUGGUUCAACUUUUACUGCAGUGAUCUGCUUGCACAAGUGCGUUUCAAGUGCUGAUCAGUCCGUAUGCUCUGGCUGUCAUCUUCCGUUUGGUUUCAGAAGAAAGCGUCAUAAUUGUUAUAACUGUGGUCUUGUUUUUUGCAAAUCAUGCAGUAGUAGGAAGUCUGUGAAAGCUUCUUUAGCGCCAAGUAUGAGCAAGCCAUAUCGGGUAUGUGAUGGAUGCUAUACCAAACUAAAGAAAGCCACAGGGGAUGGAGUGUUUUCUCGAAAACUGAAGCUUCAAACUGGCAAUCUAAGUCAAAUAUCCAAUGAACCGGCUGAGAAAUGUAGCUUUGUUCCUAAACUACAGGGGCAAUUGUCUAGGCUUUCUUCGGUUGAUUCCUUUAAAGGUGAAAGCAAAUAUUCCAGACAGCAUGUGAUUGAGCUAAAUAAUGGCCAACUUUUGCCUAAUCUUAGGGAAAAUUAUUUGCAAAGUAGUCAGCAAGAUAGCUCUUUAAAUCUCUCAGGAUCUUCAAAGAAAAUGUUUUCUGUCAAUGUGCCUAGUUCGAGAGCGCCUUCCCCCCCAACGUCUCCUCUUCCAAGUAGGCCAGAUCCAUCUUAUCCAAUAACCACACAGACCAUAACUAAUCUUACAUCCCCUGCAAUGAUUGAUGCUCGAAAGACGACAGAUGACAAUCUGAGCCAAGAGGUUGUUAGAUUGCAGUUGAAGGUGGAAGAGCUAACUCACAAGUGUCAGCUCCUAGAAGCAGAGUUGGAAACAACGUCAAGGCGAUUGAGGGAGGCCACAGCAAUGGCAGGAGAGGAAACUGCAAAAUGCAAUGCUGCAACGGAAGUAAUCAAGUCCCUCACAGAACAAUUGAAGGAUGUGUCUGAGAAAGAACCUGAAGGAUGGACAAUGAAUAAAGGUCAUGGAUGUGGUGCUUCACAUUCUUCCAGUUCAUUGAAAUUGCCUUCCAAUGAGAGCAGCAUGGCUGCUUCUUUGGCUCCACAGUCCAAUGGCAACUCAAGUAAUCUAUUGCCCUGCAACGGAGCUGCCUUAUCAAAAGAAGAGGCAGAGUGGGUUGAGCAAGUUGAGCAAGGAGUUUACAUAACAGUUUCCUCGUUCCCUGGAGGUGGCAAGCAUCUCAAGAGAGUGCGUUUUAGUCGGAAAAGAUUCAGUGAGCAGAAAGCAGAGCAGUGGUGGGCAGAAAAUAGAUCAAAGCUUCAGGAAAAAUACAGCAUCCUAAGCAGAGAAACUUCUUUCAGUAGAUCACCCUCUACAUCUUGAAGAAAAUGAUAUAUUGAUUGAUUACCUUCAGUAGGUUGAUGUAUAUUCUUUUGCCACCGGGCUAAAUGUACAUUCUCUGUCUGUACCGGUGCCAUAGCUAGCCCAACUUCUUGAUUCAUGGAAUGCAGUAGCAGAAACUGAGCAUAUGAAGGAAAUUAGGAGCUAUGAAGAUUCCUGCUACUUGUGUUCUCGCCCUCAAAAUUUACCCCCACUGGAGAAUAUCAUAGGGUUUUUUAAGGCUCAUGUAAGGUUCAGUGAGGGUUCAGUAUAGCAUUUGCCCUCCUUUUUUUCUAAUUUUUCCCGUCAUGUGGGAUAACGGCUAAGCCAAAAUUUUCAUAGAAAAUAGUUAUCCAGUUAUGUCUGGGCUUCUGCUUUCUACACACAAUGCGAGGCGUUUUAAACCAGGUAUCAUCAUCCCACUGUUUUCCACUGUUCGGCCACUACAAGUGCAAUUGUACAGCAUUCUCUAUGUAGAGGCUCUCUAGCAUGAAAUCCACUUGAAAUUGCUUUUAUUAGUACCGCUUUUGUCUUCCAGCAUCCGCAUGAACUUGGAGUUCUUCACGUUGUCAUUCCCUUGGAGAUUGUUUGGUUUA
Messenger RNA from Asparagus officinalis (garden asparagus), 3731 nucleotides. RefSeq lists its product as uncharacterized. The coding region runs from base 1 to 3138 and encodes 1045 amino acids. Gene Ontology annotation, molecular function: metal ion binding. The transcript has 9 exons. NCBI's taxonomy places the organism in Eukaryota, Viridiplantae, Streptophyta, Magnoliopsida, Asparagales, Asparagaceae. The record is from RefSeq and is a predicted model, not a curated record.